ACGUAUUUUUGUAUUCAAUGGCACGUAGUGUGCGAUCUUUGUCGUCGUCUGCUUUGCUGAGAGAUUCUGGGGAAAGUCCUCCAUCAUUGUUGAUCCUAUUUCGUGAUUUAUCGAUUAUGAAACAACACUCGGUGAAUCGGUCUCCAACGCCUGAGGAAGACGAGAAGGAGGAGCUCACGCUUCGAGAAAUCAUCAACAUCAAGUUGGUGGAGAGUGGAGAGAAAGAGAAUCUGAUGGAGCUGGUGAGAGAUAGAUUGGUGGAGUCUGGUUGGAAAGAUGAGAUGAGAAUCGCUUGCAGGGAGCAUGUAAAGAAGAAAGGGAGAAAAGAUGUUACAGUCGAUGAACUGAUACGAGUCAUCACUCCCAAAGGCAGAGCUUCAGUACCGGAUGCUGUCAAGGAAGAGCUGUUGAACAGAAUCCAAAACUUCAUUCGAUCAGCUGCUCUUUAAUUGAUCCAAGAUCAUUUACCUACGAAGAUGAUGGUGGUUUCUACUUGUAACCAACACUAACCAAUGUAUCAUCUUUGCUGUUGUAGAAUUAGCUUUUCCUGUCUCAACUCUUUUAUGUACCAAAUGAAACGAUGCCAUCCUUAAAAGUUACAGGAUAUCAUAUCUGUUUUUUUUUUCA
Raphanus sativus (radish) is the source of this 627-nucleotide messenger RNA. RefSeq names its product transcription and mRNA export factor ENY2. Gene Ontology annotation, biological process: positive regulation of DNA-templated transcription; poly(A)+ mRNA export from nucleus; regulation of transcription by RNA polymerase II. The coding region runs from base 18 to 449 and encodes 143 amino acids. NCBI's taxonomy places the organism in Eukaryota, Viridiplantae, Streptophyta, Magnoliopsida, Brassicales, Brassicaceae. Gene Ontology annotation, cellular component: nuclear pore; DUBm complex; SAGA complex. Gene Ontology annotation, molecular function: transcription coactivator activity; chromatin binding. The transcript is spliced from 6 exons. The record is from RefSeq and is a predicted model, not a curated record.